UUUUCUUGCAACUGUACUUCCCUCUUAAUGUCCCUUCCUCUCUGUGAGCAGGGGCCCUGAGUUUGGGGCUCGAGGAGGGGGCCUCUCUGCAGUCAGGUGCCAUGGAGCUCCCCUGGCAGGAUGAGCUGUGCUGUGACUCACCCUCAGCCCACCUCACUAAGGAGGGAGAAAGCACACACACACCGGAGACAAACCGCUCUGAUUCAAACCCCCCGCACCAUCCCCUCUGCAGCUUCAGGAGCUCCACAACCAGAUCACACCCUCCUGAUCCCUCUGGAGGCACCUGUUUGGACAUUCUGUGCAAAAUUGAUGAGAACUGGGAAAAUCUAAUAUGUGAACUUCAGUCACACGGCCCACCAUCAACCACAAAGGCUGCUGGUGUCAUGGCAAUUAGCUUACAGAGUGUGUCUAUUUUUACUUUUGUCAGGUCGAAGAAAGAGGAGAAUGAUGGGAAUACACCGUAUGAUAAUCCUGUGAUCUGCAAGGCGGAGGUUCCAUUUAUGUGCUCGGUUGUUCUUGACGCUACGACAAGCUUUGUUACCGUGGUAACUGUCAGCCUUAACGACGCCAUCUCUCCCUCAGUUCUUCUCAGAAUUCCUCCCCGACCUGUGAGACCGAGUCCUCCAGUCAACCUGUCACACAUCCAGACCAUUAAGGCAGAACUGAUACUGCAGUGGGACGACCCCCCCCACUCUGAUACCGGUCGGCUGAGAUACGAAGUCCGGCACUCUCCUAACACCACUCACCCGGCCUGGCAGGUGGUGUCUGUGCCAGAAGAGCCCAGGCUGUCUCUGGAGCUGAAGCCCGAACUGACCUACACCAUCCAGGUCCGCUCCUCCGGCCUGGACAAGCCUCCACUGUGGAGCGAGUGGAGUGAACGUCACCACAUCUACCUGUACUCGGUGAGCUACAUCCCUCAGACAGUUGUAGCACGGUCUGGGGAAAAUGUCACGAUGUAUUGUGUCUUCAACGACCACAGCAUGAAUGCCAGCACGGCCACAUGGAUGCUCAACUUGAACCCCAAUCAGACGCUUAAUCGUAGUCUGUACCAUCCGCUCAACCAAUGGGUGAGCAAAAUCACAUUUCGUCCUUCAGAGACUCAGAUGUAUGCAGUGCUGCAGUGCAAGACUAAGAACUGGACCCAGGCACAAAGCCGGAUCUAUGUAGAAGGAGCAUACAUCAAAAUAAACUGUGAAACCAGUGGUGAUAUCGAUGCUAUGGAAUGUAGCUGGACGAACACGCUGUACACUAACCCUAAAAUCAGAUACCGGUGGGCUGACCUGCCGUGCGAUGUGAUGGAGAAGAGGGAACAAAGGGGGGAGGAAGUGGGGCAGACGGGGCCUCCUUGGCCUUCCUGCUUGCCGUUUCUUCGAACCAUGAAGACAAAGUGCACCUUCCAGCCACUGAGGAUGAACUGCUACAAGCUAUGGCUGGAGGUGCCCUCCCUGCUAGGGCCCAUCAGAUCUAAACCCAUCUACCUCACACCCACAGAUCAUGUGAAACCCCACGCCCCCACUAAUGUGAAGGCAGUGACCCGGAGCAGUGGGGUCCUAAACGUCACAUGGGAGCCUCCCUCUCUGCCCUCCGAUGGGCUCCAGUGUCAGUUUCGGUACCAGGCGCCCUCCGCUGUCAGAGCACAGCCAGAGUGGAAGGUCCAGAGUCCAGUGCGGGAGAGGUGGGCGGAGGCUGUAGUGUCGGACAUGUGCCGGGUGUACGUGGUGCAAGCACGCUGCAUGCACACCAAAGGCACCGGCUACUGGAGCGAGUGGAGCGAUUCAGUCUACUCCACUCCCCAGAACAGCAGAGCUCCUGAACGUGGCCCUGAUUUCUGGAGAAUCCUUCAAGAUGAUCCACACAGAAACCAGACUAAUGUUACUCUGCUAUUGGAACAUCUCCAAAUAUCCAUGCGCUCUUACUGUGUGGAUGGAUUUAUAGUGCAGUACCAGCCGUUGAGUGGCUCUGUGAGGAGGGAGCAGAUGGAGCUGGCCUCCUCCUACAGCUUCCAGUGGAACCAGGUUCCCCAAACUGUGACCGUGGAGGCCUACAACAAUCUGGGGAGCUCUGCUAACAACAUCAACAUGACACUGGAGAAACAGCCCAAACGUGAGUAAAGAUUUUCAUAUUGUGAAAAAUGUGUUUAUUUGUAUUUCUUCUGACCUUUUGAGAGAAGGAAUUAAACAUGUGUUCUCAUACACACAUCAAAGUCAACUU
This is a messenger RNA of Notothenia coriiceps (black rockcod), 2211 nucleotides long. RefSeq names its product leptin receptor-like. Lineage: Eukaryota; Metazoa; Chordata; Actinopteri; Perciformes; Nototheniidae. The transcript has 13 exons. Gene Ontology annotation, biological process: hemopoiesis; cytokine-mediated signaling pathway; positive regulation of receptor signaling pathway via JAK-STAT. Gene Ontology annotation, cellular component: external side of plasma membrane. The coding region runs from base 102 to 2111 and encodes 669 amino acids. Gene Ontology annotation, molecular function: protein binding; cytokine receptor activity. The record is from RefSeq and is a predicted model, not a curated record.